AUGGCAACCCUGAAGUCAUAUCCCAUCACUUCUAUGAAGGACGCGGUGCCCGUCCUCUCGACUCUACUCUCGAUGGCCUGCGUCAAAGCCGGACGGCAUGUGAACGAGGAGUUGUUGUCGGAUUCUGUCUGCGAACGGGUUUUGGUCACUCAUACUCAACUCUACCAACUUCUGAAGGCGGAUUCUUGCAUAUACUCGCAAGUCAUGGAUUCUGUUUCGUUCCCUCCGCUCGUGUCUGUGCCCGUUUUGGAGGACCUUCAUGAACUGCGCGACUACAUAGAGUGGGCUUCGUCCAGUGAUGAAAUCUUCAAGCCCUGGAUGCCCAAGUCUUGGGAUUUCAGUCCAACAUACAGCGACGCUGAUGUAACACGCCAUUUUGAAUCUCUCGAUCUUCGAAAAACGCCCAACACAGACAACUUGUGCAUUAUUCUGUACAACCUUGGAAAAUUCAAGCAACAUACCGCUCUCCACGAGCGACUGGGGCGUUUGUUCUCUCCUUGCGACAAAUUUUUCGUCAACUCCUCUGGCACUGGGAAAACCCGUUUAUGCUUCGAAGGGCUGUGCUCAAACUGGGGCUUCUACUUCACAUUCGCGGUCGGCCGUACCAGACUCGGUAGCCAUGACUGGCAGUUAGCGAUCCAAAAGCAUUGCGCAUUUGGCAAAGGCUUUAACAACACCCAACUUGACGAUCGCCAGAGGCAAGAGCAAAAUUCGACUUUGGCAUUACGAUGUUUCGGCCCAAUUUUACUCGCAAGGCUACUUGUAUUCCAGAUUUUUCUGGAAAUGGCUUCCGCUGGUACUUUGACGGAAGAACACAAGGCUCGUUGGCUUCAAAUCCAACUUGCCCCUCACGCAUUUACGUAUGGGGGAAUGGAUACUUUUGGGUCACUUUCUGACCUGCUUGUCACUAAUGAUGCACCAUACCUCCAAUCAAACAUCGACGAUGCAUUGCGCAAAAUACGGAAAGUAAUCGGACCCGAUGAACCUCUUUUUAUCGUCUUAGAUGAAGCCCAAAUUGCUUCUUCGACCUUGCGGGACUCUUUUGGGGAUGGGAAGCCGCUUCUCUGGGAGAUCAUUCGAGGAUGGAAAGUCUUGACACGAGAUACCUGUAAAUUCAUCUGCGUGGGCACUGAUUUCCCACCCCCAAUUCUGCUCGAAAGCUUCGAACUGACCUCCGAAACCGGCUGCUUUGAUGAUCCAGACACACACGAGACGUACAUUACCCAGUUCUUACCCCCAAAGUUUCGUGAUUCGGCCUCGGGUCGAUUCCUCGUUGCUCGUCUUUGGCGGUGGUGCCGAGGAAGGUACCGGUUGACGGAUGAAUUUCUUUCGAUGCUCCUAUCAGAAGGACUUCAAUAUCCGCAUAGCUGUCUCUCACAUUUCAUUCACAACAGUACUCGGUUAGCACCGCUUGAUGCCCUCAAAAGACAUUUUGAGGAAGAUUUGCCAAGAAACUUCGUUUGGGUAUCGAGCAUCAUCAAAGUAACCGACUUUUCUAAGCUCUCCCCAGACCACAAAGACCUCUUGCUGAAUAUCCUCUAUCGCUAUAUGUCAACGCACGAGGGCCUCCGUUUGAAUACUGGUGAAUAUACCGAGCUGGUAACCAAAGAACGUCAUGCCCGUUUCACGGACAAUGAGUGUCUCCAAGUUGCCUUGGAUGAACCGCUGUUCUUGGUUCGAGCUGCGCGUCAGCUCUUUCCAUUCCCAAUCAAGGCAUACUCACGUGAUCGUCCACAUCACUUUCCCUCGACUUUCAUCACCAGUCUUCGUCUCAACCUUCCUCCAACAAGACAAAGUCUAGCUUACUGCCUUGCGUUCUAUAUAACGCAAGUAUUCGGCGAAGCACGCCCGCUGCUCGAUAUCGUCGACUUUCCACAUGUUGUUCCGCCAUGGGCUCGGCAAACAGCCCGACUUGUUCGGUUAUACUUGGACGAGCAGGGUGAACUUCAGCACCAACUGGUUCUCCCUGACGCCUAUGAAUCCUUAACGCCCCUUGCAACGGCCACAGCAACGUUGAAUGAAACGACCAAAUGGAUCAACCAUGAAUACGGGACUACUUUCUGCAUCCCAUCUUCUCCGAAUAUCGACCUACUCUACGCCCUUCAACUUUCCGAUAAAUCAUUCAUCUGGAUCGCUGUUCGUCUGUUUGCAACGGAUGAACCUGUAAUGCCUGACACUCUCCGUCAUGCCAUUUCGCUCUUAGACAUCGACAGUAUUUUCGCCGAGACCCCUGCGGAUAUGGUUACAUCAAGGCGUGCUUCAGAUGGGUUAGGAUCGCUGCCUGGCGUUCGACAAAGACCUUGCGUUUUACGCACCAUUUCUGGUUUUCCCAUCGAAGUUGACCUUCAAGCAAGCGUUGAUAAACGCUCUCGAGAUGCUGUAGCCCUCAGUCUGACGAAACUGCGCCUUCGAGAAACUCAGGUUAUGCAGGAAGACUUCUUUGCCGCUAUGGUCAAUGGCGUCAUCGCUGGGACUAAACGGAAAUCUAGAUGGGACGACGGCUCGAUGCACGUAGAGCGCAAGCGGGCGAAGAAGCUGAUUCGAGAAACAAAACCUCCAAGGCAGGAUGACGACGGCAUUUCGGACCAUUCAGAGACGAUGGUUUCUGACCCUGGUUAUGGUUGGGAUGUGCGACCAGAGGAGUUUUGGGAGGAGGAGGUUCGACUAGAGUCUGCUAUCGGAGCUGUGGAAGCUCCGCCGUCUCCUCGGAAAACUCGAAAACAAAAGCCGCAGCCUUUCAAGCCCAAACCUGAGGUGAAGAAGGGAAACCGCUGGGGUAAACCGCCGGGAACCCGGAAGAAGCCGCGCCAAUAG
This is a messenger RNA of Mycena indigotica, 2814 nucleotides long. RefSeq lists its product as uncharacterized. The record is from RefSeq and is a predicted model, not a curated record. NCBI's taxonomy places the organism in Eukaryota, Fungi, Basidiomycota, Agaricomycetes, Agaricales, Mycenaceae. The transcript is spliced from 6 exons. The coding region runs from base 1 to 2814 and encodes 937 amino acids.